AUGUUAAAGCUUACGGUGUCCCCUAUACGGGUUUCCUGUUUCUGGCGAGGGAUAAGGAGCUUUUCAAGAAUCAAUAGUGUCGAAACGAUAAGUUUACAGACAUUGAGAUUCAAGUCGUCUGUUCCAUCACCACCAGAAAAGAGAAAGGAAGAGCCUUCAUCGUUAACCGACUCUUCUUUUUCUUCUUCUUCUCAUGAUAUAGCAAAGCAUGAAACCAAAAGCCAACCCCCCACGAUCCAAGAAUGGCAACAUAUGAAACACCAUGUUCCGGGUGAAGCAGUUCAACAUAACACUCUUAGAGAUCGAAUCCCAUCUUUUCCACUUCAAAAGGAAACCGUUCCUACCUUACUCCCAAGACCUGGCGUUCCUCAAAUAGGAAAUGGACCCGGUCAGGUUACUUUUAAAAAGGCAUUGACCAUUCUCAAGCAUAAGAAAGCUCCAGAACUCAUAUACGAAAGUGAACCACAUAGACUUUACUUUAUUGCUAGUUUCUGUUGCGCUGUUAUGUUUACCAUAUACGGAUUAGUUCUACUUGAGUUUGCUUGGUUCAAGGCAUCAAAAGAGUACGAUGAAAAUGAACAUGGAUAUGACGACAUUCGACUUAAGCGUGAGUUUGCAAUUACUUGGUUGUUGAAUUCUUCACUUGGAGUUAUUGCCUUAACUGCUGCUUAUGGGUUUGGAAAACUCCCUACAAGACUUGUUAGACGUAUGUGGUAUUUACCUGGUCCUAUUGAACAUGUACGUCUUUCUACAUACCCAUUGAUACCUGGAAGACCAACUCCUCUUGUUACCAUUCCUCUUAAUAACUUGGGUCGUAAUAGCAAGGCUAGAGUGUGGACGGGUAAAGGUUUCUACGGUACAGCUGAUGCCCUGAUGUUCUUCUUCGUGCUUAAGGAAGAAGGAAUCAAGACAAAACGUUGGAUUGUUGAUCGUAAAGGGUUCUUCUGGGGUGAUGGAAGAAUUAUGGACCAAUUAUUUGGUCAUGAAACAAUUGCUGAGUCUGAAGCUGGUGUGCCAUAUGAUGCACAAUUUGCUAUGGUCAAUGCUGAAUUGAAGAAGCAGAAACAAGCCAUGAAGGAUAAGUAUGGGGUAUUUUGGAGAUUGAAAAUGGGCUCAGAAUUAGUACAGGAAGAUGUUCAAAAGGGUGCUAAUUAUAUUGGAAAAUUAAAGUCCUCGUCUCCUAAGAAUAGGUUACCUCCAAAACCUCCUACUAAAUAA
Molecule: messenger RNA, 1218 nt
Organism: Lizanozyma spartinae
Lineage: Eukaryota; Fungi; Ascomycota; Pichiomycetes; Serinales; Debaryomycetaceae
Exons: 1
Coding region: 1-1218 (405 amino acids)
Source: RefSeq, a predicted model, not a curated record